UCAAGGCAACAGUGUUGGACUAUUGGACGACGUGGACGAAUUGAUUCAUGUCAUGUCCGCAGGUCAGAAUGUUGAUGGGCGUGAGCUGCAGAUCCCGUUGCAGCGUGCCCCGUCUUUGGCCUUUUCCAACCCGGCCCAGCGGCAGUGGGCCGAGUCUGGUUUCCUGCCGGUCCUGGGCGGCUUCCGGGACCACUUCGUCCUGCCGCCAGAGCCCAAGUACUGCUGCGAGGCCUGUCGGCUGGUCCUGUGCAAUCCCAGACAGACAGAAUGUGGACAUCGGUUCUGUGAAUCCUGCAUUAACGAUUUGCUCAGUAAACCCAACCCCAUGUGCCCAGCGGAUAUGGAACCACUGUUUGACGACAAGAUAUUUCGAGACGUUUGCUGUAACAGAGAGAUCAUGGCUCUGAAAGUGUACUGUAGGAGUGAGAAAAACGGAUGCAAGGAGCAGAUGAGUUUACAGCAAGUCAUGGACCAUCUGAAUGUGUGUCCAUACUUUGAGGUACCAUGUCCUCUUGGAAAGUGUAAGGAGAAGAUGAUGAGAAAAGACAUGCCUGAACACUUGAGUCGUAAAUGUAAACACAGGGAGACGACCUGUGAAUUCUGCAAACAUAAAAUGGCCCUCACAGAGUUACAGAAACACAAAGAUACUGUGUGUCCUGCGAUUCCAGUGCCCUGCCCAAAUCACUGCUCAUUUUCCUCCCUUUUAAGGAGUGAGCUGUCCAGUCACCAGCACGACUGCCCAAUGGCCCAGGUCACCUGCUCCUUCAUUCGCUACGGAUGCACUUACAAGGGUCUGAAUCAAGAGCUGAGGGAACACGAGUUAAGCUUUGCCUCGGAGCACCUGCGUAUGAUGGCUGCAAGAAACACUGUUAUUGAGGCUAAGGUGGAGGACGUAAAAGCAGAGAUACAGGAGCGGUAUAUGGUUCUCCCCGGCCUGAGCUCCCGUCUGUCUGACGCCGAGGCCCAGUGCGAGGAACUCAAAGACAAGCUGAGGCAGCUGGAACAGAAGCUAGCCAGCAUGCAGAAGCUAAUGAGCUCCCACUCGGAGAAGCUGCUGUCGGUGGAGAUGGAGCUACGCGACCUGCGGCCUCUGAGAGGAGUCAGAGAAGAGAUGGACACGCUCAGAGCGACGGUGGAGAGUGUCAGGGCCAGAGUGGAAACGCUAGAGCUCGGACGAGGCGUCUCUAACACAGGCACACACACUUUAGGCUCCUUGGAGACGCAGCUCUCUCGUCACGACGACAUGCUGAGCGUCCACGACAUCCGAUUGGCCGAGAUGGACCUGAAACUGCAGAUCCUAGAGACGGCCAGCUUCAACGGCACGCUAAUCUGGAAGAUCCGGGACUACAAACGUCGGAAACAGGAAGCGGUGGCGGGAAAGACGCUCUCCCUCUACAGCCAGCCCUUCUACACCGGCUACUUCGGCUACAAAAUGUGCGCUCGCGUCUACCUGAACGGCGACGGCAUGGGGAAGGGCACGCACCUCUCGCUGUUUUUCGUGGUGAUGCGCGGCGAGUAUGACGCCCUCCUCCCCUGGCCCUUCAAACAGAAAGUGACUCUGAUGCUGAUGGACCAGGGGCCGAGCCGGAAGCACCUGGGAGACGCCUUCAAGCCCGACCCGAACAGCAGCAGCUUCCGCAGGCCCGUGGCCGAGAUGAACAUCGCCUCGGGCUGCCCGCUCUUUGUGGCCCAGACCGUGCUGGAAAACGGGACCUACAUCAAAGACGACACCAUAUUCAUUAAAGUCACAGUGGAUACCUCCGACUUGCCUGACCCCUGA
Messenger RNA from Chanos chanos (milkfish), 1780 nucleotides. It is a transcript of the gene traf3, whose product is annotated as TNF receptor-associated factor 3. The record is from RefSeq and is a predicted model, not a curated record. Gene Ontology annotation, cellular component: plasma membrane signaling receptor complex; cytoplasmic side of plasma membrane. Lineage: Eukaryota; Metazoa; Chordata; Actinopteri; Gonorynchiformes; Chanidae. Gene Ontology annotation, biological process: innate immune response; regulation of defense response to virus; regulation of canonical NF-kappaB signal transduction. The coding region runs from base 53 to 1780 and encodes 575 amino acids. Gene Ontology annotation, molecular function: tumor necrosis factor receptor binding; zinc ion binding. The transcript is spliced from 11 exons.